AUGAGAAAAAACAAGGGUUCACUAUCCUCCACACGAUCAGUGCCGAAUCUUUCCGCAUUACGAACGAAUAACAACACACCACAGGUGUUGACCAAUAACAUUUCGAAUGCAAUUCUUGGAUCGUCAACAACAACAUCAACAGGAUCCUCCAAUUCAACAAGUCAACAAGCAACAAAUGGAACAUCAGGUGUUAGUAAUAUCAAUGCAGCAACAACAGCUCUUAGUUAUUAUUAUCAGCACACUCCUCUCCCACCUCAUCAUCAAAAUUUAUUACAAUCAAUUUCAUCAUCGGAAGCAACACCUCAACUGUCGGCUGAUGAUGUUCAACAAUUAUCAGAAAUGUUAUAUUUUCCAAAGUAUAAAAAGGCUGUACACAGUGCUGUUUGUUAUAGGUGUAAACAUCAGGUUGUUCAAAUAAUGUUCGAGACAAAUGGUGAUGAAGAAAAUCCUCCAAAACGAGCAUUCUUAAAAGUUUAUGAUCCAUCAUUUUAUAAUUUAAAUUAUGAUCAGAAUAUGUCAUCAUUCGAAGAAUCUGAAAAUAGUGAUGGUCAACCAACAGAUAAUUCUUUUACUCCUACCUCAUAUAUGGGAACUUAUGAAUCAAGCCCUUUAACAUCUUUAAAUGAAAGUUCAGGCUAUUUACCAACCAAUUCAGAUCAACCAAGUGCUGAAAUUUUGUCGUCUUCUCUCUCAAAAAAUGUUUCCUUUGCAUUGCCAAGAAAAACAGAUGCAGUAAAAGAUCCUAGACCAACAACACCAAAUAAUCCAUUACAAAAAUUGACUCAACAGGAUAAAAAGAGAUUUUCCUUCAAUCCAAAUGCAAAGAAAAAAGAGCAACAACAAUUAAGACAAUUACAAUUAGAAAAAGAACAACAACAAAUGAAACUUCAACAAAGAAUGAAUCAAUUGAACGAGGAUGUUGAUUUUUUGGACAAGUGUGUAAUAUCCAAUGAGGAGUACGAAAUGAAUGUAGAAUAUGUAAAACAAUUGUAUCAAUAUUUAUCCGAUGUUACUCAAUUGGAUUCUCCACUUUGUAUAGAGUGUAUGGAACAGGUAUCAUCUCAAUUGAAUCAACAAUUGGAAAAGACAAAGGAGGAAGAAGCUAUUUAUACCAAUUUCAAAUCUAAAAUAAUUGAAGAAUCAUCUGGUAUGAAAAAUGAAGCAGAUUUACAAAAUGAGCUCGACUUACUAGAGGAAGAAGAGAAAUUACUUCGUAAGGAGUUGGACCUUUUACAAAAAGAGGAAGAAGAGUUGAGCUUACGUGAAAAGCACCAGACAGAAAAAGAGGAUAAAUUUACAAACCUUCAAGAGAGUUACUGGAAAGAAUACAAUGAUUUUCACAACGAACUUUUGCUCUAUAAUGAAGAACGAGAGGCUAUCCAACAACGUAUCAUACAUGUCACAAAGGAAAUGGAAAAACUCAAUAGCACCAAUGUUUUUAAUGAUGCAUUCCACAUUUGGUAUGAAGGCCAUUUCGGAACAAUCAAUAACUUUAGAUUAGGAAGAUUACCAACACAAAACGUUGAAUGGAAUGAAAUUAAUGCUGCAUGGGGUCAGGCAGCACUUUUGCUUUUCUCCUUGUCAAAACACAAACACUUUGCAUUUUCAAAAUACAAGAUUAUUCCAAUGGGCAGUUUUUCAAGAAUUGAAACUUUAGAUAACAAGAAUAGUUAUGAUCUAUUCGGAGGUGGAAGUAAUGGCGGUUUAUUUUGGCAAUCUAAGUUUGACAAGGCGAUGGUUGCUUUUCUUCAUUGCCUAAAAGAAAUAGGCACUUUUGCAGAAAAACAAGAUACCUAUUUUGAGUUACCUUACAAGUAA
Molecule: messenger RNA, 1818 nt
Organism: Naegleria gruberi
Lineage: Eukaryota; Heterolobosea; Eutetramitea; Acrasida; Naegleriidae
Product: autophagy protein 6
Exons: 1
Coding region: 1-1818 (605 amino acids)
Biological process (GO): autophagosome assembly; late endosome to vacuole transport; cellular response to nitrogen starvation
Cellular component (GO): phagophore assembly site; phosphatidylinositol 3-kinase complex, class III, type I; phosphatidylinositol 3-kinase complex, class III, type II
Source: RefSeq, a predicted model, not a curated record